Ceratina calcarata is the source of this 988-nucleotide messenger RNA. RefSeq lists its product as uncharacterized. Bases 199 to 819 code for a protein of 206 amino acids. The record is from RefSeq and is a predicted model, not a curated record. The transcript has 3 exons. Lineage: Eukaryota; Metazoa; Arthropoda; Insecta; Hymenoptera; Apidae.
GACUUCCUUUUCUGUGGAAUUCUGCGGAGUCCGUUCCACGGAGGUCACUGCAAUUUUCUUACACGUGUGCGAUCAUUGUUAUUACUAUACUAUACUAUACACAUCCUGUCUGAAUCUUUAUCCUUCCCUCGCCUCGUUGUUUCUUUGCAUAACAACUUCAAGCUCAAUACGCGCAAAAUUGUGUCAGUCAGACAAACAAUGGAGAAACGAAUAAACAGUUUUAUACUCGUCUUGACGCUAGUGUCAAGAAAUCUGAUAUCGUGCACAGAUGUUUCUUCACAGAUUGCAUUUGAGAAUGGGAAAAGUAUAGAAGAUUUAAAUGAAAUUAAUCGUCAAGAAAUUGAUUCGCGAUUUUUUAAAUCGUUCGAAGAAUUUUCUAAACCAAAUGGUAUGAAGAGAAGAAGUCAAAUUUAUGAUUCUUCGAGACAGCCUACAGUUAUUAAUAAUAUUCAAAUUACUAUGAAUGAUAAUGAAACACAGUCGGAUGUAGACAAGUGUAAAAACGGAAUUUGUAAUGUCUCUGUGUCGUCUGAACGAGAUGAUGAAGGUAACAUCAUAACUGAUGUGCAUCUUAAAUUUAUAACAAAAUUAAUUAAUUCGAAAACGGAUGAUAUUCCAAUUGUGGAUGGAGUUCGUGGUGUAGAAAAAAUUGUUAAUCUUCAUCACUCACGACCAAUAGAGUUGCAUAACAUUCCACAGAUUCAGACUCGCUAUGAAGGCGGUGAACCUUGGUACCAAGGUGGAAGAACUUUCGAAUUAAUACCUCCGAUUAAGCCUGUCGUUGAUGAUAAAAUCGAACCACCACUUAGCAAAACUUAAUAGAAUAGCUAUUAAGGUAAAAGGUGUUCGAUAUUUUCCUUUUACAGAUUUUUAUGUAUUGUGCUUAAUAAAAUACAAAUUCUGUCACUGUAUAAGAAUAUUUUAUUUCACCGACUUUCUUACAAAAGGGAAUUUAAAUCAGCGCGCGUACUUAUACGUAUAUAGAUUA